GGCAGCUAUUUGAUUAGCGGGACUCUGUGCCAGCCUCUGUUCGGGGACGAGCAUGAAGGAACGGUGCAGUUGCUGGUGCAUGGGAUUCCUUUCGACUCGCAGUACUGGGACUUUCAGUACGAUUCUGAAAUGUAUUCGUACGUCUGGGCCGCCUCUGCUGCGGGAUAUACCACUUUCCGAUACGAUCGACUGGGAACGGGCCUGUCCGAGCACCCGAUUGACGGACUCAAUGUCGUCCGAGCAGAUACGGACGUACAGAUCCUUAGCUCGAUAGCAUCGCUCCUUCGCACCGGGACGUUGACAGGCACGGGAUACAACAAGAUCCUGCUUGUUGGCCACUCUUACGGCUCUGUCCAAGCAACGGCCCUCGCUUCCCGCACUCCGGCAGCAGUUGACGGGAUAAUUGCUACCGGAUUUUCAGCUUAUGGGGGAGCGGUACCACUCUUCCUCGCUUCGGGCUUGUGGUCCUCCGCCGCGCAGGUCGCGCCCUACGCGUACGCCUCGCUGGCAAGCACGUACUUGCUCCCUGCUGUUCCGCAGGCUGCUCAGAUGAACUUCUAUUAUUAUCCGGGGUAUGACGAGAGCGUAUUCGUAUACGACGCGGCAAUGCCACAGCCUGUAACGGUGGGGGUAAUGUUUACCUUGGAGACAGUCGCUGGUCCAGCAAGUAACUUUACAGGUCCGGUGCUGCUAGUGACGGGGGCACAGGAUUUGCCAUUCUGCGGAGGGAACUGCUACGCUCUCCAGCCUUCAAACCAGACGAUCUUGCAAGAAACGGGCACGGCGCUCUUCCCCGCCAGCAAGUACAGCUACUACGCACCCCAGCUGACAGGGCAUAAUGUCAACUUGCACUUGUCCGCGCCGGAGACUUAUGCCGCCAUGAUCGAGUGGGUGCUGGAGAAUGGAUUCUAG
Dacryopinax primogenitus is the source of this 912-nucleotide messenger RNA. Its product is annotated as alpha/beta-hydrolase. The record is from RefSeq and is a predicted model, not a curated record. The annotation marks the transcript as partial. The transcript is spliced from 3 exons. NCBI's taxonomy places the organism in Eukaryota, Fungi, Basidiomycota, Dacrymycetes, Dacrymycetales, Dacrymycetaceae.